This is a messenger RNA of Episyrphus balteatus (marmalade hoverfly), 2043 nucleotides long. Its product is annotated as annexin B9. Gene Ontology annotation, cellular component: cytoplasm. The transcript has 6 exons. The record is from RefSeq and is a predicted model, not a curated record. Bases 105 to 1079 code for a protein of 324 amino acids. Gene Ontology annotation, molecular function: calcium-dependent phospholipid binding; calcium ion binding. Lineage: Eukaryota; Metazoa; Arthropoda; Insecta; Diptera; Syrphidae.
UUUACUUUUAUAAAAGCCGCCUACAGAGACCAAACAAUUACCAGUUUUCGUAAAGUGUUCAUCUAGAGAAGAAAUAUAACAUUUGAAUUAAAAAAAACAUCACAAUGAGUUCAGCCGAAUACUACCCAUUCAAGUGCACCCCAACUGUAUACCCAGCUGAUCCAUUCGAUCCAAUUGAAGAUGCUGCCACCCUCCGUAAAGCAAUGAAGGGUUUCGGCACCGAUGAGAAAGCUGUUAUUGAAGUUUUGGCCCGUCGUGGCAUUGUCCAACGUUUAGAAAUUGCCGAAUCCUUCAAGACCUCCUAUGGUAAGGAUUUGAUUUCGGACCUUAAAUCUGAACUGGGUGGCAAAUUCGAAGAUGUUAUUAUUGCCCUUAUGACUCCCCUGCCACAAUUCUAUGCCCAAGAAUUGCACGAUGCUGUCGCUGGUAUUGGUACUGACGAGGAAGCAAUUAUUGAAAUUCUCUGCACCUUGUCCAACUAUGGUAUCAAGACAAUCAGUCAAUUCUAUGAACAGAGCUUUGGCAAAUCUCUAGAAUCAGACCUUAAAGGUGACACAAGUGGACAUUUUAAGCGUUUGUGUGUCUCCUUGGUGCAGGGUAAUCGUGAUGAAAAUCAGGGAGUUGAUGAAGCAGCAGCUGUAGCUGAUGCUACCGCUUUAUUCGAAGCUGGUGAAGGCCAAUGGGGUACUGAUGAAUCUGUUUUCAAUUCCAUCCUGAUCACAAGAUCAUACCAACAACUUAGACAGAUUUUCCUCGAAUACGAAAACAUUGCUGGUCAUGAAAUCGAGAAAGCUAUUAAGCGUGAAUUCAGCGGACCAAUUGAGAAGGGAUUUUUGGCAAUUGUCAAGUGCUGCAAAUCAAAAGUAGACUAUUUCGCUGAGCGACUUUAUGAUUCAAUGCACGGCAUUGGAACCAAAGACAAAACUCUCAUUCGUAUUAUUGUCAGCCGAUCUGAAAUCGAUUUGGGUGAUAUUAAAGAAGCAUUCCAAAAUAAAUACGGAAAGAGUUUGGAAUCGUGGAUUAAGGAGGAUUACGAAAGUGUAAAUGGAUAUGCUCUUGCCACUGUCGUGGCCUGGUAGAAAGGAAACUGUUAUCGAAUUCCACAACAUUUCUACUUAAAUUACUCAGCUCUAACGCUUCAAAAUGUAUUACUUAUACACAUUAAUUCCAAACAAAAGCUUUUUUAUUUAAAUUUUAAUCUAACAAAAAAAAUAUGUGUUUAUUGUUUUAAACAUGUUACAUUAUACAUUUAUAUACAUAUACAAUUAUACUUAUGUUUUAUUCAAACCGAGAAAUACAUUUAUACAAGGUUUGAAUCCAAUUUAUAAAUAAAAAUAUUUAUUUUAAACAAAUUUUCAACAUAGUGUUUGUAUGCAACCAAAUAUUUGUAUUUAUUUUUUUUUUUUUUUCAAUUCACAAAUUCAUAAAUGUUUUCACAAGUUCAAAUUAUUUUUCAUGCUCAUGUCUCAUUUUUUGUAGGAAAAACAAAUUGAAUUAAAAAUAUACAUAAAGCUUCAGAAAUUUGUAUAUUAGUUUUCCUUCAUUUAUCAACCAAAUAUUACAAGUUGUGAAUAAAAAAGUACAAACACAUUUCGAGUUUGCAAGGUUCAAAAGUUUGUAUUAUGCAAAAAUUUUGGCGAUAGUGAAAGAUUGAAUUGAAUGAUUAAAGUAAACUCAUGUUCAGAGUUGUAAUCAAGAAGAUUACAAUUCAGACGGCUUUCGAAUCAUGGAUUCAUUGAAUUAAGAAAGCAUUUUUACCAUAAAUUAAGAGACAAACUCUGAGUUAAAAUAAUUCAGAAAAAUUCUUACUUCGUAAAAUUCACCAUGCAGUUCCAAAUUAACAAAUAUUUUAUUUCCGCUUUAAUUUUAAAGCAUAACGCUCAUUCGUAUGUUCAUCUGUCUUUGUAAAUAUUACCAAAAUAUAUUGUAUAUUUUCUAAAUACAAAACUUAAGUUGUUAUGUAAUGUAAAAUAUUUUUACAGGAUGAUUGUGAAACCGACAUUGGAUACUUGCUUGCCACUGUUGUGGCUUGGUAGAAAACAA